AUGAACGACUCGAUUUGUGCUCAGUUGGCUGCCCAAGAGUGCGGCGCAGCGGGUAGCUCCGCCCGCUUGCAAAGCAUUUUUAAGACCUUUGCCCAGAAACAGAUGAAAGCGGAUCGAUUCCGACGCCUCAAGAUGCCACUACAGGCUCCUCUAGGCUCGGCACUGGCUCUGGAUCAUGUGGAGUCGCGGUGGCUGCUGAGUGCUUUCAGUGACGGCCGCAGCGGACGUCUCGUGCUCUUCGACGUCCAGCCAGAUGCGGGAUGGACGAUUGAACGACACUCCACUCGCUCAAACGUUUACCCUCGGUCGGAUACAUCCGUACAGUGUACCGCCCUGUCAUCAGAGCAAAACGUGGAGCGCUUACCUAUCAUGGAAACUACGGUUGCAGGCGAACAACUCAGACAGCGUCAUGCCGUCGCGUCGGUGCAGGUCCGGGAGCCAUCUUUCUCGGACGGUGGCGGACGCGUGGCGCAGGCAGCAUAUCGCCAUCUGUGGACAGGACUGGCCUGGUACCCGCUCGAUAACGGACUUUUCGUGAGUGCCGAUGCACAAGGCCUUGUUUACGUUUUCGACGCGGCGACGUUUCGUUCAGUCUCGAGAUUCGCGUUCGGCCCACCGGUUCGCUCCAUAGACUGGAAUCGAGGCCUGCGACAGGUACCCGCUCAAGCGUCACAAACUGGGAGCGCGCUUCCUGGAUCGAACUUCCGCGGCAGUGCCGCGAGUCCGUACUUGCUUGCGGUUGCGUCUGCGGAACCCGAACAUCAGUUGCGACUGCUUGACUUGGUGAGCGGAGCUACAACGCAUUCAUUACUGGGUCACUCGGCUGCGAUCACAUCGGUGCGUUGGUUUCCAUUUCACGAGUACUGGCUGGUAAGCGGCUCCCUGGACAGUAGUAUUCGUCUCUGGGAUAUUCGCAAAGGUGGACGAGCCGCAUGUUUUGCGAUCCUCGAUGCUGACAAGCAGGUUCCUGUGACAUCCACUGAGGUUGGUGGCAGGCGCCAGUACGCCGCCUCGAAUGAGGCAGCGUCGGAGAGUGCGUACCUGCUUCCACGGCACGACGCAAGAGGCCAUUUCUUGCGCCAGUCACGCCCUGUGGACGCUGAUCAUUGCCUGGGGUAUCGAUGCUGGUCUGAUUCGUGCUUCGCUGGCAUUCCAGAGGGUAUUCCCGCAGCGCCCGAGCACGACGCUGUGAUCUAUGACGAAGCACAGUUUCUGUCGCUACCUCAGACGCCGCGGCAACGAGACCCCAGCGGCAAGAGGGCGCACCACUGGCACAAGCAAACGAGCAGGACACGCGUCUCAAGGCGUCCUCUGGCAUGGGCCAAGCGCGCCCAGUUGACCGGCCCCGAAUCGAGUCAUCGUGCCGAGGACUGGAUCUAUCUGGAACCGGCUGCACCGGCUCCGCAGCAGUCUGAUCAGUUGCCAACGCUUCGGUCUUGCCGAGCGCAUCCCGCGUCCGAGAGAGGCAUCUUGAGUGUGCGCUUCUCCGCCGAUGGUCGAUACCUCGUGUCCCGCUGCGAGCGCAUGCUUCUGGUCUGGGACGCGCUCACUGGUCAUCGUUAUCGCCGUGCGGCGCUUGAGCUCUCCGAGCACUUUGGUGUGGAGGCUCGUGCCGGGGAGCUUCAUGCUCCCUGGCGCAGUGCGCGGAGUAACAGGCGACGACCUGGCGAAACACUUGGACGCCGCAUGGCGAUCUACUGUUGGGACUUGCCGGACUUGCCUUUUUAUCUGGGUGACCAGCGCAUCGCAACUGGCGCUGGGACGGAUGCUUCCGGAUGCUGUUGGCUCGCUCGUGAUGCCACGGUGUAUGCGGUGCGGUGCUCGCCGGCACUGGCAACCAGCGACGGUCGCCAACCGCUGGUGAGGUUCGCUGGCCCUAUCCGCAGCUCGGUGUAUGCACUGGAAACCCAUCCGUCGCGCAUCGAAGUCUACACAACCGGUGCUGGUGGUCUCGUUCAGGUAUGGAGCGGCCUCACAUUGCCAGCCAGGUGUGUGUCUCGUUCAUUGGCGGAAUGCCCGCUGUCGUUGUCGCAGGAUCUGCCGAGUGCUGCCGCCUCCGAGCGUCUGCAACCGGAUGUAGAUACGUGGCUCACCGAAAUGGAGUUUCCCGCUGACUGA
Messenger RNA from Cyanidioschyzon merolae strain 10D, 2118 nucleotides. RefSeq lists its product with no specific name. Gene Ontology annotation, biological process: transcription-coupled nucleotide-excision repair; protein polyubiquitination; proteasome-mediated ubiquitin-dependent protein catabolic process. The transcript has a single exon. Gene Ontology annotation, molecular function: protein binding. NCBI's taxonomy places the organism in Eukaryota, Rhodophyta, Bangiophyceae, Cyanidiales, Cyanidiaceae. The coding region runs from base 1 to 2118 and encodes 705 amino acids. Gene Ontology annotation, cellular component: Cul4A-RING E3 ubiquitin ligase complex; nucleotide-excision repair complex. The record is from RefSeq and is a predicted model, not a curated record.